AUGGCGGAUUAUACCGGAGGCGACGUUGAGGCUGACCACCUCUGCGUUUUGAUACAUGGUCUUUGGGGCAACCCGAAUCAUAUGGCCUCUGUGGCCAGGGCUUUGCGCGCCCAGCACCCACGCGACAAGUUGAACAUCCUCGUAGCGAAGCGAAACGCCGGAUCAUUUACUUACGAUGGCAUCGAACUCGGUGGCGAACGGGCGUGUAACGAGAUCGAGGAGGAACUACAAGCUAUCGAAAGUCGAGGAGGAAAGAUAAAGAAGAUCAGCAUUGCUGGCUACUCCCUCGGCGGCCUAGUUGCCCGUUAUGCGAUCGGCCUUCUUUAUGCGCGAGGUGUGCUGGAUAACCUUGAUUGCAUGACAUUUACGGCAUUUGCCAGUCCAUUCCUAGGAGUGCGCACCCCUCUUCGUGGUUGGGCAAAUCAGGUAUGGAACGUACUAGGUGCGCGUACACUUUGCAUGUCAGGGAGACAACUUUUCGGUAUUGAUAAGUUCCGCGACACGGGAAAGCCCCUUCUUGCGGUUCUGGCAGAUCCGAAAUCCAUCUUCAUGCGCGGCCUUGCCAAGUUCAAGCGUCGCAUUCUCUAUACGAACAUCGUGAACGACAGGUCUGCCGUCCACUACACUACCGGCAUAGCGAAAACGGAUCCCUACACCGACUUGGACAAAGUGAAGGUCAACUACGUCAAGGGAUAUGAGCCUGUUAUUCUGGAUCCGACAAACCCCGUAUCACCCGCGCCACCCAAGCCAAAGGAACCGUUUAUCGCCAACCUGAAGAAAUGGAUAAACAGGGUGCCCUUUAUGCUGGCCGUAGCGGUCUUCGUCCCCUUGGGAUUGGUCGCUUUCUUUAUCAACUCGGCGGUUCAGACCGUCCGAAGUUCCAAGAGAGUUAAGCUGCACGAGAAGGGCCUGGCUGGCAUCAAUGUUGAGAGUUACCGGGUGGACCUAUGGAUCAAGGAAAUGCGCGAAGCUGUCGAACAUGCGUAUGAAGACCUAAACAGCUCUCAAAACCAGGACUAUCUUGGGCUGUCCGAUACCGAUGCCGGCGAAGAGACGGACGAUUCCUCUAACCAGGAGAUAUUGGCGCUCGAGCGCAAGCAAUCACAUCCGCACCAACCCACACUUGCUCUGGCGCCAUAUCAGUUCGCUGCUAUCAACGCGCUGGAUGCAUUAGGUUGGCGUAAGUAUCCCGUUUGGAUUCACAAUGAUCGACACAGCCAUGCUGCCAUCAUUGUGCGGAUGGAGAAGCCUUCCUUUGACGAGGGCAAAGUAGUGCUCAGCCACUGGGUGAACGAGGAGUUUCUGGUUUAA
Molecule: messenger RNA, 1311 nt
Organism: Sordaria macrospora k-hell
Lineage: Eukaryota; Fungi; Ascomycota; Sordariomycetes; Sordariales; Sordariaceae
Cellular component (GO): lipid droplet
Molecular function (GO): phosphatidylcholine lysophospholipase A1 activity
Source: RefSeq, a predicted model, not a curated record